AAAUAGGUAGCAGACAAAACAAUGUGAACGUGGGCCGGUUCAGUCUAUCGGCGCUAUUACUAUUAUACGGUUAUGUUACAACUUUAUCCCCAAAUUUUCUAUCCGUGUAUAUCUUCCAUGAAUGUUUGUAAUGAAGCCUAAACGAUCAACUUCCUGUUGAAACGAACUUAUAAACAAAUUAAGGCGUUAACGCCAAUUUCGCCGAUAUCGAAUGUCCUCAUUCCUCAUCCCGGGACAUUUCCCCGUCCACCUUUCAACGGAGGAAUGCAAUACCAAAUUCAUAUCUUGCAAGGUUCGGGAAUCUCUGAGGUUCGGAUGGCCAAAAGUGGGGAAAUGAAGUGGUAAAGCCUUCUGGUGGGGGCCUCGGAGGCGGAGGGGCGGCGGAGGCGGUUCGCACCCAUUCCGACCGAAGAAGGGGUCCGGACAACAUCCUCGACUCUUUCUGCCCCAGGAUGGUACCAAGGUAGUGGAGAAAUAUGGAAGAAAAUGAAGAAACGGUGAGGACGAAGGAAGAAGUGACAACAUGCCUCACACACUACAACCUAGACGACGGUUACGGCUCCUCCAACAGUUCACCCCACAGUUGUGUGCAGUCACAGUACUGCAGUGGGCAGAAGAAGAAGAAGGAGUUUCCAGCACUAGCACUAAAAACGGAAGACGAAAAACGAUCUUUGGAAGUACGGCUUAUUGAUGGAGUACUGAAGACUGAGGCAGUUGCUCCGGAUGGAGGAGCCAAUGCCGAAAGAGAGACAUGGGGAAGAGACGCAGAUUUUCUUCUAUCAAUUAUCGGUUUUGCCGUCGAUCUCGCCAAUGUCUGGAGGUUCCCUUACCUUUGUUAUCGAAAUGGUGGAGGGGCCUUUCUUAUUCCUUACACCCUGAUGCUUAUAUUCGGGGCAGUGCCGCUCUUCUACAUGGAAUUAGUCCUUGGCCAGUACAAUCGUCAAGGGCCGAUAACCGUCUGGCAGAUCUGCCCCAUAUUUAAAGGUGUUGGAGUUUGUGCAGUUGUCGUUGCCUUCUUCGUCUCAUUCUACUACAAUGUGAUAAUUGCUUGGGCACUGUACUUUUUCGUCGGUUCGAUGCACAAAGAGCUUCCUUGGCUUUUCUGCAAUAAUACUUGGAACUCUCCUGACUGCAUUUCCUACCAAGGCCCAGACAAUCAAACCAAAGAGAACUACACGAGAGAGGCUGAUAGAUCACCAGCAGCUGAAUAUUUUAGUCAAGGAGUUCUUGAAAUGCAUAAAAGUUCUGGUUUUGGAGAUCUGGGAUACCCAAAGUGGCAGCUGGCCCUCUGUCUUUUCUUUGUCUACAUAAUGUUGUAUUUAUCAUUGUUCAAAGGUGUCAAAUCAACAGGGAAAGUCGUCUGGGUAACUGCUACCCUGCCUUACGUAGUGCUUACAAUCCUCUUGAUCCGUGGCCUGAUGUUGCCAGGAGCUAUGACAGGCAUCAAGUACUAUUUACAGCCUGAAUUAUCAAAAUUGAGAGAGCCUCAGGUAUGGGUUGAUGCAGCUGUACAGAUAUUCUUCAGCGUUGGUGCAGGCUUUGGUGUACAUCUCAGCUAUGCAAGCUAUAAUAAUUUCAAAAACAACUGCUUCAAGGAUGCCAUAAUAACAUCAAUAGUCAACAGUUUUACAAGUUUUUUCUCAGGUUUUGUCAUCUUUACCUAUCUGGGAUUCAUGAGUCAGAAGCAUGGCAUACCUAUCAACGAUGUGGCAGAUGAAGGGCCAGGACUUGUUUUCCAAGUGUACCCAGAGGCUGUUGCAACCCUUCCAGGGUCACAUUUCUGGUCCCUCCUGUUCUUCUUUAUGCUAAUGAUGCUUGGUCUCGACAGUGGGAUGGGUGGGCUCGAGUGCGUGCUGACUGGACUCAUGGAUGAGUAUGGAAAGCGUUUUGGACGCACUAAGCAUCUUAGAGAAGGCUUCACAGCCAUAAUAGUCGGAAUAAGCUUCACAGUCGCUCUCAUCAAUACAACACCCGGGGGCAUCUACUUCUUUCAUAUGCUUGACACUUAUGCUGCUGGGCUUUCUCUUCUUUGUUCCGCUCUAUUCGAGGCCAUUGCCGUCUCUUGGUUCUAUGGUCUGGAGAGAUUCUGUCAAGAUGUACAAGACAUGAUUGGCUCAAAGCCAGGGAUCUAUUGGAGGAUCUGCUGGAAGUUUAUUUCGCCUUCAUUCCUUAUAGCAGUGAUCGUUUCAGGUUUAGUAAACCAUGAAACAUUAACAUAUGGCAACUACGUCUACCCGGUCUGGGCACAGGCCAUUGGGAUCGGAAUGGCCCUUACUUCAUUUUUAAUGAUUCCAGGUUUCGCCUGUUAUGAACUCAUGAAGACAAAAGGGACAAAUAGAGAGAAAAUGGCAUUGGGCAUUUCACCAAAAGUAGAACAUGAGCAUAUACGCACGACUGGGGAGGUGAGCAGGUUUCGCCUCCGCCACUGGCUUUAUAUAUAAAAUGUAUUUAUAAAAAUAACAUAAAAAAGUAGUAAAAAAGGAAGAGCAAUCGUAAAUUAAGAUAGAAUUUCAAAUAAGAAAAACAUAAAUUAGAAAAUUAUUAUUUGUUUAUAACAAAUGUAUAUAUUUAAAUUUUUGUAUACAGUACUGAACCAAAUUUGGGUGUACGUUUAAAUAGAGGUUUAGAUGUUUUUAUGAUUGAUCUACUGAACUCUUGAGAUGGGAAAAAUUGUAUUUUUCUCUUAAUUGUAUUUUGGCUAUUUCAGUAUUUCUGGUUCUAGUUUUGCUUCAGACAAGUUCAAAAAUGGUGCAAACAAAAAAUUCAAAUAAGUGACUAGGGCUCAAAUCAGCCAAAUAUUUGUUUGUUUAUUUAUUUAUUUGAAAUCAUUGUCUAACAUUUGAAACAAAUUGGGGCUUUCAGAUAAUUCCAUUAGUGACUAGUAAUCCAGCGUACAUGUAUUAAUUCAUUUUCUUCAUAAAUUUUAUUAAAUUAAACUCAAGCAAACCUGAUUAAAAAAAAAGUAUUUUUAUACUAUUUAUUCAAUCUUUAUUUCUUUAUGUACAAAAAUGUUAAACAAUUAUUAUUCAACUGGAGAAUAUUAUAAGCCCUCUUUCCUUAAACAAAAAUGUUUGUUAAAUAUAAUAAAUUUAACAUUUUUAGUAGAUUGUAGAAGUUUAUAGGCAAAAAUUGGUUAGUUAAUAAAAUUAUAGAAAGAUAUGAAUAUAUAAAAAUUUGUAUUGUGAUUUUUAUUGUAGGCAAGCAUGUGUCACAAUGUAAAUAUUUAUAGAAAAAAAAAAUGAUAGCGUUUAUAAAAUUAUUAACAAAAUAAUAACUCCAAAAAAACACAUAAAACCGAAAAAAAUAAAUAAAUAAACAAGGGAGCAUAUGUACUUACUGUUGGAAAAAUAGCAAGUAUAUUCUAAAGUACUAAAUGAAUGUAGCAUUAAAUUUGUUAGCCAUUUAUUAUACUAUAGAUAAGAGAAAAUGUCUGAAGAACAAAGUCCCAAUACUUAAAUGUUUCUUAUUGUACAAACAAAAAUAAUGUAAUUAUUUUUUUAACGUUAAAAUAAUUUGUUUAAAUUGUAAAUGGAUUGAAAUUGGUGUACAUUUAUUAGAAAUUUAUUUAGUUUUGUUUAGUGAGGACCAAAAUAGAGAGAAUAGUAUUUUAUAGUAAUUCUAUUUAUACUGGUAUAAAUAUAAAAAUAUAGAUAAGUAAACUGUUUUAAACAAUUUGUAAAAACAGCCAUUUUUCAAAUU
Messenger RNA from Cimex lectularius (bed bug), 3699 nucleotides. RefSeq names its product sodium-dependent noradrenaline transporter. The record is from RefSeq and is a predicted model, not a curated record. The transcript is spliced from 13 exons. The coding region runs from base 477 to 2441 and encodes 654 amino acids. NCBI's taxonomy places the organism in Eukaryota, Metazoa, Arthropoda, Insecta, Hemiptera, Cimicidae. Gene Ontology annotation, biological process: dopamine uptake involved in synaptic transmission; sodium ion transmembrane transport. Gene Ontology annotation, molecular function: dopamine:sodium symporter activity. Gene Ontology annotation, cellular component: neuron projection; neuronal cell body membrane; presynaptic membrane.